Messenger RNA from Larimichthys crocea (large yellow croaker), 1677 nucleotides. It is a transcript of the gene gpr68, whose product is annotated as G protein-coupled receptor 68. NCBI's taxonomy places the organism in Eukaryota, Metazoa, Chordata, Actinopteri, Sciaenidae. Gene Ontology annotation, molecular function: G protein-coupled receptor activity. The record is from RefSeq and is a predicted model, not a curated record. Gene Ontology annotation, cellular component: membrane. The transcript is spliced from 7 exons. Bases 238 to 1434 code for a protein of 398 amino acids. Gene Ontology annotation, biological process: cellular response to pH; G protein-coupled receptor signaling pathway.
GUGCAGGCAGAGCGUGUGUUUAAGGAAGAGAGAGAGAGAGAGAGAGGCGGAGGGAGGAGCUGCUGGUCAGUUUGAUACAGACCUUCACACACACCGGAGGACACAGUCGCGGCUGAAUUAAACUGAACCGUCCAAUCAGAGCCACCAACAUGAAGACAAGUGUGUGUGUGUUGUGACGUGCAUGUGCGAGUAUGAGUGUGUGCAGUGUUAAAGCAGUGUGAAUGUGAGUGAGGUGUGAUGAUGUUCACCAUGUCUGAGGACGAGAAGAUUAACUGCACCAUCAGCCAUGAGAUCCACCAGUACCUGUUCUCCUGUGUGUACAUCCUCGUCCUGUUGAUCGGCGUUCCCUCCAACUUGUACUCUUUGUACCACGCUGCUCAGCAGCUGAAGCAGAAGAACGAGCUGGGAGUGUAUUUAAUAAACCUCACUGUGUCUGACCUGUUGUAUCUGGCGUCAUUACCACUGUGGCUGCAGUACAUCUUCCUGGAUGAUGACUGGCAGCACAGGGAGUGGCUGUGUCAGCUCUGUGGUUUCCUGCUCUACGAGAACAUUUACAUCAGCAUCGGGUUCCUGUGCUGCAUCAGUCUGGAUCGUUACCUGGCUGUCGUCUACCCCUUAAGGUUCACGUCUCUGCGCUCUAUGAAUGCAGCGUGGCUCGUUAGCGCCAUCAUCUGGCUGAAAGAGAUCGCAGUGGGUGUGGUUUUCUUCCGCCAUAAAGAGCUGAGCCAAGACCGCAAGAACCAAUCAGUGUGCUUCGAGCACUACCCCAUGAGGCCGUGGGAGUAUCCGAUCAACUACUACCGCUUCACUGUCGGCUUCAUGUUCCCGCUGGCCAUCCUCUCAAUCAGUUACCUGUGUGUCCUUCGUGCCGUGGGUCGGAGUGCCGGGACACAGCCGGAUCAGAAGACGAGGAUCAGGCAGCUGGUCAGCAGCACCAUCCUCAUCUUCCUCGUCUGCUUCUCUCCGUACCACGUCUUCCUGUUAGUGCGCACCCUGCUGGAGCGGGACUGCAACUUCAUCACAGGAAUAUUUAACUACUACCACCUGUCGUUGUUGCUGACCAGCCUGAACUGCGUGGCUGACCCCGCCCUGUACUGCUUCGUAAGCGAAAGCGCUCGCCGCGGCCUGUACCGAGCCGUGUUCCGACCCGUCACCAAGAUACUGUGCUGCUGUUGGCGCCGCGGCAAUGCCAGCCCAGGGAACCCGGCCACCGACUCCCACGAGGUCGCCACCGACGAGAACAAUGGCCAGCCGACCGUGAUGUUGCUCACACACACCAACACGCUGAACAACCUAAAGACAGACCUCGACGGAAAAAACACGAUUUUAGAAGAAAACGUGGACGGACACAAACGUGACGGGAAGCCAAGCUGUGUGAUCGCCAUGGACGAGCAGAGCCAGAAGACCCGAGAGACCGACAAGAACAGCAGCUGAGAUGAUCCAAACAGGACAAGACUGAUUCCAGACUGAGACUAAGCUAAGACUCGAAAAACCAACCACGACUAACUGACCUGUGUGUGACCGAAUGAGAGCUGACUGCCCAACACAGAUCUGUUUACAUCAUCAUCAUCAUCAUCAUCAUUAUCACAAUCAUCAUCAUCAUCAUCAUCACCAUCAUCAUCAUCAUCGUCAUCAUCAUCAUCGUCACAAUCAUCAUUAUCACCAUCAUCAUCAUCA